Messenger RNA from Owenia fusiformis, 2845 nucleotides. NCBI's taxonomy places the organism in Eukaryota, Metazoa, Annelida, Polychaeta, Sabellida, Oweniidae. The record is from the annotation of a GenBank genome assembly.
AGGAGAGAAUGAUUUGAAUACAUGCAGAGACAUUGAAUUGAAAAGAUGAAUAUAUUUAAUAUUUAUUGAAAACAAAACAUAUUUAUUAGAAUCCCACACACAAUAUAUAGUCCACAAGGCUGCUUAUAUGUAGUCUAAUGGAGAUUGGAAUACAAAACUACAGAAUGACAAUGCUUACAAUUUUUAUGAGACUCUCUUUAGUUGUCUUGGCAACCACAACAGUUGCUAUGACAAAGAAAGAAGUUGAGGAUGAUACAUUAAUGAAUAUACUGCAUGAAUAUAUACAAUUGUCUCACAGUCAAGUUAACUCUGAUCUGUACAAAAAAGAGUUUGACUUUAGAAAUGAACAAGACAAUGCAAAUGAACAAGACAAUGUAAAUGAACAAGACAAUGUAAAUGAACAAGACAAUGAUAAUGAACAAGACAAUGAUAAUGAACAUUAUAAACCAAAUAUUAAAAAUAAACUGAAUGUUAUUAAGGAACUAUAUGAUGAAGAGCUAAACAGUCCUACCAAUGGAAAGGAACUAGAUAAUGAAAACCAAUAUCAAACUGGCUAUAGUGAUAAUGACUUUGCGAGAGAAUGGCUGAAAAUAUAUGAUAAAGAAGCAACUGCGCACCUUAAUAAAGAAACUCUCCUAGACUGGCAAUAUAACACUAAUGUUACGGAAGAACAUUCCAAAGCAUCUGUUGAAUAUAGCCAAGUUGUAAAUAAAUGGCUCCAGACAAAACUAGUCGAGGCAAGAAAAUUCCAUAAUAUAUCCGACCCAGAUUUAAAGCGUCAGCUGAAGCUUAUCACGACUACUGCUGAACCAAAUGAUCCAGUUAUUGCUAAGAAUAUUGCAGAGGUAACCAAAGAAAUGGAAAGUAUAUUUGCACAAGGAAAGCUGGAGAAAAAUGGGAAGAAAUUCAGAUUGAUACCUGAACUGGAUGAGGUUAUGGCAAAAAGCCGAGAUUACGAUGAGUUACUAUGGGCUUGGCAAGGCUGGAGGGACAAGACAGGGCGAUUAAUUCGAGGUGCUUACUCUGAGAAAGUCCAACUUGAGAAUAUGGCUGCUGUUGAAAAUGGUUACAAAGACAAUGGUGAAUAUUUAAGAGAAGGUCAAUAUGAAAUGGAAAUAACUGAUAUGGUGAAUGAUUUAUUUGAGGCAAUUAAGCCAGUGUAUGAAGAGUUGCAUGCCUAUGUGCGGAGAAAGUUACGUGGAUAUUAUCCAGAAGCAGGAAUGUCAAAAACGAGUCCUAUACCAGCACAUUUGCUUGGCAAUAUGUGGGCACAAGAUUGGACAAACAUCUAUGACAUUUUGAUUCCUUAUCCAGAAGUUGCAUCCCUUGAUGAAUCAAAAUGGAUGAAAGAACAUGGAUUUUCACCAAUGAAGAUGGUGGAAACAGCAGAGGAAUUCUUCACAUCGAUUGGUUUGGAUCCAAUGACUAAUGAAUUUUGGGAAAACUCAAUGUUCACUCGACCAAAAGAUCGUGAAGUUGAGUGUUAUGCAUCUGCUGAAGAUUUCUCAACUGGUAGUGAUUAUAGAAUAAAAAUGUGUAUUGAGGUAAAUAUGGAUGACCUUGAAACGAUUCAUCAUGAAAUGGGACAAGUGGAGUACUUUAUGGCAUACGCCCACCAGCCUGUAGUUUACAGAGAUGGUGCAAAUCCUGGCUUCCAUGAGGCCAUUGGAGAUGCUAUUGCCCUCUCUGUUAUGACUCCAACUCACAUGGAAAAGAUUCAGUCAGCAAGCAAUGGAGAACAGGCAAACAAUGGGGAACAUGCAGAUAAUAAAGUGAGGACACACAAAUAUAAACAAAUGAUUAAUUUUUUAUUUAAAAUAGCACUGAAGAAGAUCGUAUUUUUGCCAUUCGCAUUACAUAUUGAUUCAUACAGAUGGGACAUAUACAAUGGUAGAACCAACACUAGUAAUUAUAACGUGAAAUGGUGGAACUCAAGGCUUAAAUACCAAGGGAUCAGCCCCCCUAUUCCUCGCACUGAAGAUGACUUUGAUGCAGGGUCUAAAUACCACGUGGCCGCCAAUGUGCUGUAUAUUCGAUACUUCUUCAGUCAUCUUCUACAGUUUAUGUUUCAUGAAGCGUUAUGCAAGGAGGCUGGCUUUUCUGGGCCAUUGUACGAGUGUGAUAUAUACCAAUCUAAGACAGCUGGACAAAAACUGAAAGACAUGCUCUCUAUGGGGCUAAGCAAACCAUGGAAAGAGGCCCUGGGGGUCAUCACGGGGAAACAACAAAUGGACGCAUCCUCAGUUAUGAAGUAUUUUCAACCAUUGAUAAAAUGGCUAAAGGAAGAUAAUGUAAGACAUAAUGAAACCCCAGGUUGGGAUGUGGAUGAACAGACGUAUCGUAUGAAGAUAGAUGAUGGUGGUCUAUACCCUGUUGAGGCUCUCGAGAGUGAAAUAUUAGAUGCUAUAUCAUAAACAAUACAAUAAUAUACAUUGGCUGUGCUGCCACAUCAAAUUUUGCAGAAGUUUAGUGCAUUAAACAUCUGGACACCCCUCUCCCUAUCUAUUUCUCUUGAGGGGGGGGGGGCUUCAAGCAAAGGCUAGAAAAGAUUAUAGCAAUUUGUAUAUUUUUGAACGAAAAUGAAAAUAAUGUUCAACAAUAGAACUACCUAUAUCCUCUUUAUACUCACAUAUAAUAAUGUCUUUAAUUGUGCAUGAUGUAAUUUAAAUAAAUAAUUAUUUGUUGUUGUUAUUAAUUGUUAUUUUAUUAUUAAAUCUCAACCAAGAACCAAUAAACCCACUAUAACUGUACUAAUACAUCCAUAUGGGGCAUCACCAUGUAAAAACAGUUGGGUCUUUAGGGCAAAACAAUUGAAAAGAUUGAACUGGUUGAAAUGAAACGCACC